CACUGGCGCGAGUGAGACUACAGAGAGGAGAGAGAAUGCGGCAGAAGGAGGGAGCAGACUGUCAGUGGCCGACUCUGGGAGAGAGGGAUAGAGACGGAUUCUCACUUCUUUUUUCUGGCUCUUCCCUGCUUCCUUUGCCUGCACUUGUUCUGUCUUUGCUUUCACUCCGCACUCAUCUGCUUUCAGCCUCUUUGUCUCUCUUUCUUUGCUGCUACUCACUGUUUUUCUCCCUGCAGUCUUUAUUCUUCUGUCCUACAUUCUGACUUGCUACUAUCUGUCUGUCCUCCUCUUCCUCACCUAUGGCUACCUGACGGUGAGCUUCCCCCUCUGCCGUCCUUCUCUCUUUUUCACCACCAUCCCUCUUUCUUUCUUCUUCCUCAGUCUCUUCCCUUCUUUACUUCGAUCUGUCUUCCCCUUUGCACCUGUCUGUCAUCUAUCCUUUGUCUUUCGGUGUGAGGAUGCCAGUGCUGGAGGGGCUCUGGGGCCCAGAUCUUAGGAUGCGAGACUCCAGUCUUGGGGUCGAAGUCGGGGUAUGUCCAGACGAGGCUCCUCACUCGCCGGUUUGGGGGCCUCUCAGGACACCACCUAUUACCUGCGGGGGUCUGUCGCUGGCCCUAGAGCUCCCUGCUCUCAUACGGCAGCUCAGGGCAGCCUGGAGAGCCCGCAGGGGAGGCCCUCGGGGGCCCGAGGGAAGUCAGGCAAGCACCUGGGUGGAAUCAGAGAAGGAAGAGGUAGAAGAGGUAGAAGAGGUGAAGCUUGACAUAGAGGACAGGAGCGCUCAGCUGGAAGCUGAUUGCAGACUGAACACUGGUCAUGCUGGUGUGUUGCUGGUCGAGAGACGAGGCUCCUACCCGCUGAUUGACCUGCGAAUCCUCAAAACCAGUGCCCAGCAGGGGGAGGUAGAGGCUGGCACCAGGAGAAAGGUGAAGCGUCUGCUGAGUUUUCAGAGAUACUGCCACGCUUCCAGGCUGCUCAGAGGGCUGGUGCCCCACACCCCCGGGUCACUGCACCUACUGGACGACGACUACCUGGGACAAGCUGCACACAUGCUAUCAAAAGUCGGCACAUGGAACUUUGACAUCUUCCUCUUUGAUCGUCUUACGAAUGGUAACAGUCUGGUGACUCUGAUGUGCCAUCUCUUCAAUGUCUACGGCCUCAUUCACCACUUCGAGCUGGACAUGGUCAAACUGCACAGGUUUCUUGGCAUGGUGCAAGAGGACUACCACUCCCAGAAUCCCUAUCACAAUGCUGUUCAUGCUGCUGAUGUCACCCAGGCCAUGUACUGCUACCUGAAGGAGCCCAAGCUGGCAGAGCAGCUGAGUCCUCUGGACGUGUUCCUUGGUCUCAUGGCAGCAGCCGCCCACGACGUGGACCAUCCCGGAGUCAACCAGCCCUUCCUCAUCAAGACCAGACACCACCUGGCCUCCCUCUACCAGAACACGUCUGUGCUGGAGAGUCACCACUGGAGGUCCACUGUGGGCAUGCUGCGAGAGUCAGGACUGCUGUCACACCUGCCGGCUGACAUGUCGCAGGACAUGGAACAGCAGCUGGGCUCUCUCAUCCUGGCGACAGACAUCAGCCGGCAGAAUGAGUUCCUGUCGACCUUCAGAGAACAUCUGGACAACCAGGACCUGGACCUUCAGCUGGCUUCACACAGGCACUUUAUACUGCAGAUUGCUCUGAAGUGUGCAGACGUCUGUAAUCCAUGUCGGGUUUGGGAGCUGAGCAGACAGUGGAGUGAGAGGGUGUGUGAGGAGUUCUACAGACAGGGUGACCUGGAGAGAAAGUUUGACUUGGAGAUCAGUCCUCUGUGUAACCAGCAGGCUGACUCCGUCCCAGCCAUUCAGAUAGGGUUCAUCUCCUACAUCGUGGAGCCUCUGUUCGAAGAGUGGCACCGCUUCACCGAGCCCAGCCCGCUCAGCCAGACCAUGAUUGGUCACCUGCACAAGAACAAGGCACGCUGGAGCCGCCUACGAUACGCACGCACACCCUCAGACACGCAAACACACCCCGACGCCGAGGAGCCCGAAGGGGGAGGAAGAGAGGGGGAAGACAUCCCUUAAUCUCGCUCUUGUCUCUCAAGGCAUUUGAUCUUCCUUUGUAAACGGAGGAGAGGAGUGUUAAUCCACCUCCUUGUUUGUCCUCCAGCAGAUUUUCUCCCACUGCUGGUUGUUCACAGGCUCUGAAAGCGGGAGCACUGGAUGGGAGGAGAAAUGGCUCCCUCUGCUGGAGCGGAAGAUUGUAGCCCUGCAGGGUGGAAAUAAAAGAAGACGGAGAGAUAUUCAUGGUAAAGCUUAUGAUGGAUAAUCUUAGUAAAUAUAUGCCAAUUGGACAAAGUCAUGCCUUGCUCUUUAACCCAGUGAUACCUGCUUCAAAGUGUCUGAGGAAAGCAGGGAUUAAAAGGUUACAGCUGACGGCAGUAGAGGGAUCAGUGAAGAGACAUGCUGUGUUUGCACAAUGCUGCUAGAACAAUAAAGAAGCCAAAUUCUAUACAGCUGGACUGUGCCGGGAAGAUAUAUGAAAAGGUAUAUGAAAGAAAUGAAUAUAUCCACUAUACUAUGCUUUUUAAACUUUUAGACUGUAUUAAGCUCUUUUCACUUUUCUUCUUUUUGUACAGCUUGCACUUCUCUUGGAUGCUCUUUCGUACAAGUGUCUCACUUGUCUACUUUUCACUGAAGUGCGUUUUUAACUCACUAAGUUGGUUAUGUCACGGUACUGUAAACUGUACGAUGUAUUCUGUUUUAACUGUGUAACCUGUUUGACUGACUGACCGAUACCAUUAUUGACUGACACAAAGAGUUGCUUUUACGCUGAUAUCACCUGUCAGCUGGAUGUUUUCAGACUCAUGGAGAACACAAACCGGGGCCAUGUUUUUUUAAAGUGUUUGUGUUCAUGUAAUGAUAUAGAAGAGUAUAAUCUGUACAUACUGUGACGUACGACCUCAGCACUUCACAUGCCAAAAUCUCAGCAAUGUACAAACCUUUUUACUGGGUAUGGAUAUUGGGAAAUACAACCCUCACACUGCUAUUACCUUUGUAACAACUUACCGGGUGCAUUUAUUUAUCUGGAAACCUCACUUUACGAGCUCAUAUACAACAAAGCCUUAACAGCAACCUGGUCUGUCUGUGAAACACGUUUUUUAACGGUGUUGUGACAUUUUCUGGACAAGCUUUCCUACAGUCUCUGCCUGUUUUUUCUUCAGCCAUACCAGCAUACUGAAACACACACUGGUAGGACUGUAGCAACUUGCUUCCUGUUCGAUCUUUCACCCAGUGUCAGGGUCAGGUUGGGUCGUACGCCCACUGAGCAAUGCCAAGGUGCAAAUGUACUGUUCUGAUACGUCGACUCACUCCUCUGUUACCUCUCUGAAGCUUUUGUAUUACUUUGUUUUUACACUUGCUGCAGGCACUGUGUGCACUGCAUCUUAUGUCACACACUUGGGCCAGUUAGUAAUUCCAGAUACCUCUACUUUCAAUACUCAAUCCCCGUGACCCCAUAAUGCAAAAUUACCACAGUAACUUUGGUGUUUUUCAACCUGGACCCUAUUUUCCUGUGUUUUUGUGUCUAAGUGACUAAUGGGAACAACAGUUUUUCAAAUUGGUCCAGUAUUGAGUGAGACUGCUGCCAGGCUGCAAUGUAACGACUCAGGGCGCUGUCAGUAAAGAGCUUGUUUUUGCCACUGACAGGCUCAGAUUGUCAUAAGUGUCUGACAAUGAUAUGGAAAGGAUCCCUACAGAGAUAGACCUUUUGUUUAAGCAGAGACCGCCCUGAAAUCGCCAUCGCCAAACCCACCAGACUCCAUUUAAAUAAACAGUAAUUUUAUCGUGUAUAAAGUCAGCAUAUUUGCACGUCUAACUGGGUGAAUUACGGGUUUAUUUCAACCAAACCAGAGUUGGUGAUUGUUGGCACAGUCGAAAGACGAACCAAGGUGGUUUUUGUGAGCUUUAUUUUGUUUCUGUCAUUUUCAAAUGAAGUGUGUUUUAUGAUGAUUAUAAUCACUUUUUGUUUCAAUGGAGUCUGGUUGGUUUGUCAAUAGUGAUGUUGGGGCUGGUUAAAUUAAAAAAGCUCUUUCUCUGUAGGGAUCCUUACCAUAAUGUUGUCAGACACUUAGUAACAAUUUGAGCCUGUCAGUGGCAAAAACAAGCACUUGUAGUGGACAUAAAUCAUCCAUCCAUCCAUCCAUUUUCUGCCGCUUAUUCAAGGCUGGGUCGCAGGGGCAGCAGGUAGCAGGUAGCAUUUCACAGCUGAUGCCUGCAUCGCUGCCGCUCAAGACUGGACUGGAGUUACCCUUAAAGUCAUGACACAGUAUGCGAAUAGUACAAAAUGUAUCAAUUGGAAUAAAAAAGCAGUUAAUUUUAAUUCAUGUAGGCUACUAAAUGGUUCAUUUGUAUUUGAAUUUUUAUUUAUAUAGUAAAAACAAACAAUACUUAAGGUCUAUGCGUCAAUACUAUCUUGAAACCCAAAAUAUCCCGAUAUAAUGCUGUAUCAGUUUUUCUUUUGUCUCCCGCCCUUAUCCUGACGAAAGUAUUACAACAAUUAAGAAAACUGUAUACCAUCAUUCAUUGUACAUGAAAAAUAGGUACAAUUCAUCAUCUACAAUCGUAUUUAUAAAUCUAUAAUCUCAGUGGUGAAACUGAACCAUAUGGGGUUGAUCUAAGCUAAAACAAAGUAUACAAAGACUUUGUAAAUACUAGUUGGUCCAAGUGUAAGAUGUACUGAUGUAAAACAUUUUUUUUACCUCUCCACUCUGUACAUGUGUAGAUAAAGUCAUGUUUAAGAUUCCUGUCUGGCAUGGUCAAGGCUGUGUACUGUACACGGUGCUAACAGAGGCCCAGGCCCCACGUCUUCCCUGAGAGCUUUACGAUUCGAAGAACACAGUAUAUUCAACAUAGAUUGUAUUCUAUAAGAUUAUCACAGAUAUAUUGACAAACUAUGUUCGUAAAAAGUGUAAAAACGAUGAUAUAACAAUGAAUUUCUUCAAGAGUUUUUAAGCCUUUUAUACGAGGUACAGUGCAAUAAAGUGAAGUCACUGGCCAAGUUGUAAGAAAGUGGCCAUAUUCAUGUUUAUCUAUAGUUCUGGUAAUUAAUAAGUACAUCUUUAAUGUCUUUACUGUAGCACUGCAUUGGCUUUGCUGAAACUCCCACUGUAUGUACGCUGCUGUAUUGUCUAAAGUUCACACUGUUUCACUGUUGUUGACGCCUCUGCUGUGACGGGGAAUCACAGACUGUCUCACAGGACUUGCGUAGCAGCGGUUACUGAGAACGAACUUAGAACGUCACUACCUAAAACGGCAGUAUUUUAUAAUUUGUGAGUCACAUUGCUGCCGUAGUUUAGACAUACUGUGGUCGAGACAGGAGGCCUCAGGCUGCCUUGUGUUACUAUACCUCUUAGAAUCAGCACUGAUACAGGGUCUCUGAGCCGCACAGGGUUCACUUACAAGUACAAAUAUGUAGAACUGAAUGUGUUUAGUAAAGGUUUUUAUGCCAGAAUGACUAUUAUAACAGAUUAAUAAUUAAAAAGAAGUUAGUCUCAUGAAAGUGUUUAAUUUCGUGGGGUGGUAAAAAUCAUUUCUUUAUGUCCACCUGGUAUUGUAUCUAUACACUAAUCAGUCAAAACAUUAAAACCCCUGACAGGUGAAGUGAACAAUAUUGAUCAUUUUGUUACAAUGAAAUGUUCUGCUGGAAAACCUUUGGUCCUGGUGUAUAUCUGGAUGCUACUUGAUGCACUCAACUCACCCAAACACUGUUGCAGACCAAGAAAACCCCCUCACUGCAAAAACUGCUCAGGACUGACCUAAGGAACGUCAUAAAGAGUCCAAGGCAUCAACCUGGCCUCCAAGUUCCCCAGAUCCCAAUCUGAUUGAGUAUUCGUGGGACAUGCCAAUACCCCAGAUGUACCCCCAUCCACAGUGGGGCCUCUACAGAUUAGACAUAUCUCUGACAUGUCAAAGUACGGACACAGGAAGUCUAGGGAUGCCCCGUUGUGUCUGGCACCAAGGUCUUCACGGCAGAUCCUUUGAGUCCUGUGUGUUGCGAGGUGACGUACCAGCAUACCCCAAGGAUGUUUGAUCAGAUUUGGAUCUGGGGAAUUUGGAGGCCAGGUCAAGACCUUAAGCUCUUUGUCAUGUUCCUUGGAUCAUUCCUGAGCAGUUUUUGUGGGGUGGUAUGACACAUUGUCCUGCUAGGAGGGCGCUACUGCCAUUGGGGAAUGAUGUUGCCAUGUGGGGGCUUACUUGGUCCACAGUGGGUGGCAUCCACAUGAAUGCUAGGACCCCAAGUUUCCCAGUAGAACAUUGCACUGUAACAAGAUGAUCAAUGUUAUUUACUUCACCGCUCAGUGGUUUUAAUUUUUCGGCUGAUCAGUGUACAGUACAGUAGCUGUUGUUAUGAGAUGGGACGCAAAAAACUAACAAAAUUUACAAGAGCUAUUAACAUGUCUGUAAACUGAACAUUUUAUGCAUGUGCGUUGAAGCACUGUAACCACUGUGUUCAGCUAACUAUUUCUGUGGUGCAUUUACACCCCAGAUUUAACUGUAUUGUUCAUUGGUAUAUCCUUUGUAUCAACAUAUAGUAUAGUCAUUUGCCAGAGCAGAUGGUUUGAAUGAUUGUCAUCCCAGUGCCCAACACUCAAGUAAGUUGAAAAUAUCUUUUUUUUGGAGGGCCGAAGUGGGUUCAAGUCUAAUGCCACUGAUAACUGCAGUUUUUUUCUGUAUUUUGUUAAGUUGAUUUACCGUGAUCGACACAGAGGCUGAUGCGCUGCGUUUAAAAAUGAGCAUGCCCACUAUGGGAAAAACAAUCUCACCACAAGGUCCAUUUAGUUGUGACUCUGGAGCUUUCAAUCACAUUACAUUGUUUUGAGGAUCCCAGAAAGAUGUUCAAAUUUCUCUGAAUACUUAAAGAACUUCUUGUCAGUGUUUCUUUAAAAGCUCAAAGGUCAUUCUUGACCAACAGUUGAGAAAUAUCUGUCACCACAAGGUCCAUUUAGUAGCUGUUUUUUAGAGCUUCCAAUCAUACGGCAUCGUUCAUCAGCACGUUUAUUCUGCCCAGCCGUCUUCGAAUUGUAGGUGUUCAGAUUUUCAUUCUGUCUGAGCACAGACAACUACAGUACAUGCUAACUACCUGAAAGGCACAGUUCACACCAAAAUCAAAAGUACAUAUUUUUCCUGUUACCUGUAGUGCUAUUAAUAAGUGUAGACUGUUUUGGUGUGAGUUGCAGAGUGUUGGAGAUAUUGGCCAUAGAGAUGUCUGCCUUCUCCCCAAUAUAAUAGAACUAGAUGGCACUCAGCUUGUGGUGCUCAAAGCACCCAAAUAAAUACAUUGGGAAGACUUGACAGCAACGUCUAUUUCCAGAAAUCAUGACCAUGUAUUUAAGAUAAUCCACAGACCUUGUUGUGAGCAGUUUCAUGUAGGAACUACUUUCUUUUUUACCGAACUACACCCUCCAAUGGUAUCACCGCGCAGAAGGAAGUGUGCAUCUACUCAUGGACAAGAGCGGGACGUAACAUUAACUAGGUCCGUGGUCCAAGGAAAGUGAGAAACAGAUGCACAUUUAGUGUAUGUUUAGUGAUACGAUUGGUGGAUGUAGUUUGAAUGAAUGAAUGACUUUAUUUCAAACCAAAAACAUAAUAAAAAAACAAGACAAAGAUAACAGCUUCUGAAAAGCAGUAGGUCGAAGUAACUUAAGUCGCUACCUCUUUCUUACAUUUUUUUAAUUCGUACAUUAUUUCAACAAAUUCCUGAAUUUAUUUGCAACUAAUAAACAACUAUCCCCAGUCUAUUACCACCCAGUUAAAUAAAUAAGUAACAAACACAGUUUAUUUGCAGUCCAAGUACCACCCAGUGUUACAAAAUAAAUAUGCACUUCCCUAACAAAACUUUUCCUUGUCUAUAUAUCUGCCAAAAAUAUUAUUUUGGUAUAGGUUUUUAAAUUGAUUUAUAUUUGUGCUUUGUAUCAACUCAAAUUUGACCAGAUCUAAAAAUUUCAAUGCACGUGACUUUAAAAACAGUGCAUUCAUGCGUUCCCUGCGGUCUGUGGAUUAUCUUGAGUAACCGGGUCAUGAUUUCUGGAAAGAGACAUUGCUGUUGAGUUAUUUAAAUGUAUUUUUUGGCACUUUGAGCACCACAAGCUGAGUGCCAUCUAGUUCCAUUAUACUGGAGAGAAGGCAGACAUCUCUACGGCUGAUAUCUCCAACACUCUGCAACUCACACCAAAACACUCUGGACUGAUAAAUGGCGCCAAAAAUAAGAGGAAAAAUAUGUCGAUUUGAUUCUGGGGUGAACUGUCCCUUUAAGGAAAAAUGUCUUAAGGUAAUCUUCUGCUUAAUAAUUACCAGAUAAUGUUUGAAUGAAAUUUUUCAAAUGAAGCCUAUGAUGUCGAAAACUUAAUACUCGUACUGGUGAGUUAUUAGAGAUGUUUGCCAUCUGACUUUUUGACUGUAUAUUUCUGUUCUGACAACCAACCUCUGAGCACUGUGAACAAUGAAAUAAAUGUUUUUCAAUUGACAUCCAAUGUGUCAGACACUGCAUGUACUGUAUGUUUGUGUGUGUUGAAACUCUCCAAAUCUCCAAAGAAAAUGUUUGACCACU
Epinephelus fuscoguttatus (brown-marbled grouper) is the source of this 8586-nucleotide messenger RNA. RefSeq names its product cAMP-specific 3',5'-cyclic phosphodiesterase 7B-like. NCBI's taxonomy places the organism in Eukaryota, Metazoa, Chordata, Actinopteri, Perciformes, Serranidae. The transcript has 12 exons. Gene Ontology annotation, molecular function: 3',5'-cyclic-AMP phosphodiesterase activity. Bases 459 to 2063 code for a protein of 534 amino acids. The record is from RefSeq and is a predicted model, not a curated record.